AUGAAAUGCUUAGGUUGGUAGAUAGAGGAAAAUGUGGAAGAAGAAAAAAACGGAUACUCAUUCAGCAUGGUGAAGUAAGAGAGGAUUAUGAACGUUUUAUAUUGAGCGAUAGACCGAAAUAUAUUCCAAUGAAGCCGGAAAAACUUGCAAAGUUAUCCCCAUAAGAUAGACAAGAAUAUGAGAACUCUUUAAAAAUAACAAAAACACCUAGACGUUACGCUCUUAGAAGUAGACCGUGCUAAAUUUUGUAUAAGGUUCUGAAGAAAUAAAUGUGUUUAAAAACUGAAAUAUUGUGUAAUUUCUUGCCGGCAAAGCCCGCUCUUUCCGCCCGCGCGAAAAGAUCCGUGUACAAAUAUGUUGUACGUUAAUAUAUGCAUGCACCCGCAAAGCCACGCGCCUGAUUUUAAGGUAUACACCUGCGUUAAAAAUAAUCCCUAUCUAUCCAUCGGGAUACACUUAGUUAUGCAAAUUCGUAUUGCCUUAAUCCCCUUAAUUACCUACACGCCUCCUAAUGACUUAGCAACGCAUAACAACGCAACAUUUGCAAAGUAUAAAACAUGUUUAUUGAUACAAAUAACAGACGAUAGUGUCAAAAAAUAUUACAACUAAAACUAUUUGUUAAACUGUUCUGUAAGUUUUUUCUCCAUGAGUUCUUGAUAAGCUUUCUUAUGAUCUGCCUCAAAACUUCUAAAUCGUUCACCCGUCGCCUUCACAUAAUACAUGUAACUCGGUGGGUAAGAGAAAAACGCUUCAGCUACGGACUCGAGUGGGUCUUCUAAUCUCCAAUGAAACAAAUAGUUCAGUAUACAUUGUAGUUCGUGGUUCUCAGUGUUCUGUUGUAGUUCCAUCAAUGAAUCGACAAACGUAGAAUCUGGAUCUUUUUCCAGUUGCUGUAAAUGUUCGAGUACAUCUCUAUCAACCGCCAGUUUUAGUACCCUCAUUGCCUCAGCGAAUUCAUUCCAAACCAUACGCUUACCAUUCACUCGUUCGAUCGCUUGUAAACCAUACAUUUGCCAUCGUUCGUUUUCGUUCAUCAUGAGGCAGUCAUGUUGUCUUUGACUAGGAUGACUGACUUGACAACCAUUACAGGAUUCCACACAAAGCCUUUCAACUUCUUGUGCGACUGCAUUCGCAAAUAUUCCUUCCAAUAAAUUGUAAGAUGUGGUUUUACCGUGUAGACACGCCAUGACUGAUGUGGAACAAAUAUAGACGAUGCUUGUUACAAGACGCUUGUCGAUUUUUAUACAAACACUCAUUAAAUCAAACAACCAAUCAUAGUAAGCCAACAUUAAUCCCUCAAUUGUAUCAUAAACGUGGGCGACGCUAAAAAAUGCGUAGUCAGCAAGUUUUGUCCAAUUUCGCCGAGACAGGCCCGCGUGACGUCACUACGCACCCUCACUUGUGCGGCCCCCUUAAUUACCUGCAUAUAUAAUGAUGCGCCGCCCCCUUGCAUGGUAAUUACCUGCAUAUAUAAUGAUGCGGCCCCCUUGCGGCCCCCUAAAAAUCCGGAUCGAUCGGUACCUAUAUUACUACUACUCGCAAUUAUUUUAUUUUAAAUUCCCAAAUAUGUAGUAUGUAUACUCAUACUAACGUAUAAAGGCUAUUAACUUGGACCAUCACGAAUGUAAAUUAGAAUAUGGUAUAGUAAAAUAUAUUAUGAUUAAUUUGCUUGGGUAAAAAUUUGGAAAAUAUUAAUAGCAGUUAAUAGUUCUAUUGACAAUGCUCGUUCUCCCGUGUUUACUUACAGUAUAGCUGUAUGUCAGUUAUAAUAUUGUUUUGCUACACCUUCUUUUAUACUGUAUAUUGAGCUGUUGUUCAUUCAAUACGCAGAGAUAUAAAUUGUUGCACCAUUAGAAUGAUUAAAACGUUUGAUAACUUUUUUUACUUCUCCACUUUCAUGUCCGAACAGUUUGUAUUUCGAUAUCCACUUCAUAUUUCACAAUUUAAUGCAUCGCGAAACGUACUACGCUCUACAGGAAUUGUGUUGAUUGCGAAUCUGUGACACUACAGUGCGACUGUGUACUAAAAGUUGGGUUACAUUUUACUGGUAUUUUCGGCGAAAAAAAAGAUGGUUUGAUCGCUGCUUACAUGGUCGAGACUAAGUUAUACACAGUCACCCACUCUGUUUACGUUCUUACAUGUCUCGUCAGUUACAUGUGUCCUAUUGUAUCCGUUCGAACCAGUAUGCUUUUUUUAUUUGCCCAAGGCCAAGAAUUACAUUAAUUCUGAUUCUAGUUUGAUGGUCUUUGAUAAAAGAUAAAACCAAAAGCGGUAUAAUUUAUCCGGCUAUCGCUCUUGCCUGCUCUAAAUUAAAGCUUUAAUUAAAAGUAAUUACUAAAAUGUAUGUACAGUACAACAUUCAUUGAAAAUGAAGUAUUUUCUUUAUACUAUAGUGCCAAACUCAUGUGCUAUUGAUAACGGUGGAUGUAGCGACUUGUGUUUGUUGGCAGCUGGUGGUAAUCAUACCUGUGCAUGUCCAACUGGUAUUGUUCUCUUGGAUGAUGGUAAAACCUGUGAAGAUGGUAAGCAUCACGUUGUACUGUACUGCGGACUUUCCUUGUAUUACAUUUUUGUACUGUAAAGUAUCACAUGUAAUUAGAGAGAGAUGUUUGUAAAACCGCGGAAUAACGUCUACGCAUGCACGUGUACUAGACAAAAUGGCAAGGAAUUUUAAUGCAAAAUUGUAAUUAAAAACAUGUCCAUUUAAGUAUUUCAUUAAGCGAAACAAAUAAAAAAUACACUAGACGGGUACUUUAGACAUCAAUAAAAAGUUUUCUAACAUUUAAAAUCUAAAAAUUCGGCUUGUAUUUUCACAGAAAAGGCAACGCAUCGAGGUCGCUUCCAUUUUGAGUUUUUGACAACCUUUAGACUGCGAACAGUCCCUCCUUAAAAGAAAAUGCGGGACUGCAGACAACACAUCAAGAAACGACAUGCGCGUUGCCCACACAACGCAAAAUUUCGAUUGGUUGAUAUAGUUGAUUAAUUGACAGUUUUUUUUUAAAGUUGAAAGAUAUAAAACACGAAUACGAAAACUUGAGAAAACUGGCAAGAAACACACAAAAAGACGUAUAGUUUCUGUAACUGCUGCAGUUAAACCUUCUUUUUAAUGGGAAGACAUUUAUUUUACAAUAUCUGUUUCAGCUGUAAUUUUUUCGCUUUUAAGUGGCCGAAUACAUGAGCAUUUAAAAAAUAUAUAGUUUCCUCGACGGUAAAGUUUUGUACAUGUCAAAUAACCUUCCGACUUUCAGUCGCAUGUCUAUCAAAAUAUUGCCAAUUCUAGUGAACAUCGUGCUUAGUAUGAAGUCUUUAGGGCUUGAUGCAAUUUAUUUUCGUAUUCUGACUAUCGUUAGGCUAUGUUUUUCAAACGUUUUUGGCAGAUUUUUUCGUUUAAAAAUUGUUUCACUCCUCGGUUUUUGGCGCGAAAACCAGAGAGGGCAGUUGCAUUUCACAGAGGGCAGUUGCGUUUCAGAGCGGGCCGGAUGCAAAAAAACGGCCCGCUCUGAAAGGCUCCUCAGCCAAUCAGAUUGCUUCAUUUUCACUGAUAAAAAAUAAAGUAUGUUAUUUCGAGCGAAUACAAUUGGAUGCAAUACUAUGACCAUUGACUACGUCUAUGUAUUUUUGCUUGUAAAAGGUAAAUGUUUUUUUCACUGCAUGUGAACUUGAUUUUUAACUUUAAAAACAAUGUGUUGUCUGCAGUCUUUCCUUUCCUUCUAAGGAGGGACUGCUCGCAGUCUAGACAACCUUCGGAACACUUGACAUUCUUGACACCACGUUCGUGAGGCAAAUUUCAGUAAAGGUGAGCAUGCGCAAAGGUUUUUCCGUGGUGUUGAUGUUUGUAAUUUCAUAUCAGGAUUUUGCGCAUCUUAAGGUGGCUCCCUAGGGUUUUAUUUCUGGGGGUUACGUUCUUCGUAUAUAUGUAAACUAAAACUCGUGUGACUUCAAAAUACAAACGAACGUUGUGUUUUAACUCUUUUCGAAGUAAAAGUGUGAAUUUUGCUUUAGUUUAAAGCAUGAAAAGAGUUCUAAAAGCCACAAGGAUACUUGGAUGUGAUGUUUCAAAAGAAGAUAAUGUAAACUUGUUUUUUUUUGAAGCGGUAUUCCGGAAGUUUUUUCAACCGCCGUGGCGCCGUACGCGAGGUUCGAUUGCGAACAUUGGGAUAUGAUAUAAAGUUUCCUCAAGAAUUUGCAGUUUUUUCUCCACAAUCUAGCAGCACUUAUGACAAUAAAGAUGACUUAAAUAAUGAGCCCUCUACGGGUGAAAUGAGCAGGGCCGAAACUCCAAACAUACCACUAUAAAAACUAAAAUUUGAACGGGCAUUUUGCGAAAACAUCCGACGAUAGUACUCGCACGGGACGAAAUUUGACAAACAUUUUUCAAAUUAAUACCAAGAAGUCAUAACCAGUAAUUACCUAAAUAUCUUUGCCAAUUUUACAUGUAUAAUCCACGCUUAGUUGACCAUUAACCGACACGGUUAUAAACAGUAUAUCAAACAUAAUUUAUAUUUUGUGAUUUCAAAAAAGUCAUGCCUUGUUGUUUUAUACAAAAUGCAUGUACACGUCAGUUGUGGUAUUAAAUUGUUCGUGUCAAAAUUUAGUAAAAAUUGCCAAAAUUAAACCCAAAUUUCUCCGUUUUCCUUCGGUGAACUUUUUUAAAACCUUGCACAUUUUUUAAUAUCGGCACAACAAGUGCAAUAUCCUUUUUUCUUAAAAUUAAAUCGAAGGGAAAAUUUUUAAAAUUGAUUUUUGACGUUUUUUAAAUUUUCUAAGAAACGUAUCGAUUUAAUUUUUUUUAAAUUGAGGGGGGAAAAUCAUUAUACAAGUAUUACCUUUUCUGCAAAGUUUUAAAAAAUUUCACCGAAGGGAAUUUUUAAAAUAACCUGAAAAAGACAAAUUUUCAACUUUAUUCUAAGCAUGCUGUUGCCAUGACAACAUAUUUUUAACUCAAAAGUUGCAAUUUGUAAUGUUCAGGAGAACAUUGUCAAUGUGUCCAAUAAAUUUCGUCUUCAUGUCAUGUAAAAUGAAGAAACAGGAGUCUCCUGAAUACUAUAGUGCAGUAAAUUAAAAACCCUAGGGAGCCACCUUAAUCUCGAUAUAAUUCAUUGUAGAAGGGUUCGUAUAUUGAAAUUACGACUGUGAAUUUUUAUACAUUUAUUGGACCUAACUAGGAGCGGUUCCAAAAUAUGUAUCUCUGGACCUUAUGGCAAGAAUCGAACUUGCACUCUAACCAAGUUACACUGGCCAGUUGAUGAGUUGUAGCAGCAAGUUCAUGUACAAUUUAUAUACAUUAAUGUUGUUCCAUUGUAAGGUGUGCAGGUUAAUAUGAAGAUUCGGGCAUCUACAAUAAGUGUAGUGGCGUAACGGUCAUUAGGGUUAGUUAAAAACUAAGGGGCCCCGACAGUUAAGGGCCCCAUCAGCCACGGCCUAUCGCCCAGAAAAAAUGCAAGUUAAGCGACAUGAAUUGGAAAAUGCAAAAUUAUUAAUGUUAAAUAAUAAAGCCUCCAUCGACAACGGUAGCUGAUUUUUUAUUCCAUCUCAAAUAAACUAUUAAUAGACUGUUAUUGUUUUUGUUACAGACACGGAAUAACCGAAUUUUCCAGAAUAUUCUAUAAAUAUUCAAUAUAAAUAUAAUAUCUCAGUCAAACAAUGACAACAGUCAACAGGGCCCCCACACCAAAUAUGGCUAAGGGGCCCCUCUUCCUCCGUUACGCCACUGAAUAAAUGUAUAAAAAUUCACACACGAAAUUUCCAUUCACAAAACCAUUUUACAAUUUGUAAUUUUAUACAUACACUAGUUUUAAUUUCCGUUUUCCAACAAGCAAUAUAAAUAUAAAGCAAAAUAAUAUAAUUUCCGAAUAAAUGCAUAAUUUAUUCUAAGAAAUCUCCGACCAGUAAAGAGGGGGCAUUUACUGUACUCUACCGGAAAGAACAUUUAUCACAAGAUGCGAAUUUUGAUCAUUAAAUACAAGGUGUUUUACUUAGUACAAUAUACAGCUAGGGUGUCUCGAAAACGCUAUGGAAAUUCAACAGCCUGUCGUGCAUCAUAAACUUAGCUAAACAAUUCAAUUUUUACAUAGGACGAAAGAGCUCUUAUUUAGCUUUUCUAUGAUACCUUUUUUAAAUCGUAACGAUAAGAAAUGGCCACAUACUCGUCAAAUAAAAGUUGUCGGUCGAAAUCACGUUUUUCCGCCGUUGGGAAUUGAUAAAUACAUUAAUUAUGCAAAGUUAAUCAAUCCAAAAGCAACGAGAACCUACUGCAAGGUAUUUGUUUUGUAAAACGUUUUGAUUAAGAAUGUUCUCUGUUAAGCAGUUAAUUGAACCAUGUUUAAUGCAAUAAUGGACUUUCUUAUUGUCUCACUAAGACGAGGAUACCUAUUUAUCAUGCCAGGACUCGAGCCAGGAUUCUAGCUAGGACUCGAGCUAGGACUCGAGCCAGGAUCCGGACUCGACUCAGGACUCGAGUCAAAAAUGGCGUCAGGUGAUUUUGACGGAUGGAAAUUUAUCGACAGCGCUCUUACUUUUAAGGAAUUUCUUUAAACUCGGGAAAUUUAGACUAUUCGUUCACCAACAAUUCGAAAUGUUUACGGAAAUUUAACUGAAUCUGAGGAAUUGUUUAUCGAUAACCUAAGGAAUGUUUGGCAAAUGGAAAGUGAGAGAACUUAAAUUGUUUACCAAAUUAAUUUCCUGCCUUUUUCCACCAGGGUCGAUAAAAGAACUAGAACGUUUAUAAAUUAUUAUUAUUAUUAUUAUUAUUAUUACAACAUCUUUAUACACGGUAACUAAUCAACCAUAUUACCUAUCAGGAUUUACAAAAAUUAUAAAGGUUGUUUUUCAUUAGGCCGUGUUACUAAAUACAAAUUAAAACUCGAAAUACUAUUAUAUAAACUAUUAUAAAAAUAUUAAAAAAUACUAAGAAAUGUUUGGGUCGAAGCGAUAUGUUAAAUAUAUAUAUUACAAAUGAAUUAAGUAGAUUUAAAAUUUUUACUAUUAUAGUUCCAGUCUUUAGCAGCAGCAUAUCCGAAUGUCCUUUUCAUUGAAUUUGUUUUAGGCUUCGACAACAUCAGCAUCUUGUUAUUACUUCUUAAAUUAUAUUUAUCAGAAUUUGAGAUUUUAAACAUAGUUGAAACGUUUUCAGGACAUUGGUUUGAAAAGGCUUUGGCCACAUAUGCUAAUUUUUGCUCCUUUCUUCUCUCUUCGAGUGUUCUCCAAUUUAAUUUCUUUAAAAUAUCUGUGGAGCGAAUUUCAUAGGUAUCACCUGUGAUUACUGUAGCUGCACGGUUUUGUAGUCUCUGUAGCUUUUCUUUUGAACCUUCGCCACAGUUUCCCAAAACCAUGGAGCAGUAAUCAAAACUCGGUUGCACUAAAGCCUGAUAAAUAUAUUUAAGAGUUUCAAGAGAGACAAAUGGCUUUGCACGGCGGAGCAUACCAAUGCCCUUCGAUACCUUUUUACUAAUGUUGUCGAUUUGCUCAUUCCAACAUAGAUUGUCAUCAAUCAGUACACCUAAAGUCUUUUUGGAAUAAACCUGUUUCAAUAGUUUCCCCCCGCAUGAUACGCUGGUAUUUUUUUGAAUUUUAGCUAGUCUUUGACGGGUUCCAAUGAUCAUGUAUUCUGUUUUUUCAAUGUUUAAAGUUAGCUUGUUUGAAAGAAGCCACUGGUGAAUAUUUUUCAUUUCAGAAUUUAGUGCUUCCUCCAAAUUAUUAAUGCUAUCUGAACAUACUGUAAGAUUUGUAUCAUUUAUGGGAUCGCCGUAAUUGGGGAAACCUGUGGCGAAUUCCCUGGCUCUAUAUGUUGUAUUUAAAUAGUAGCCGAAUCUUAUUAAAUCAUUAAAUCAUCUGCAUACAUUGCCGGACAGGAUUUAUCCAAGCAAUUUGGCAGGUCAUUGACGUAUAAUAAAAACAAAAGGGGACCAAGGUUCGAUCCCUGGGGAACCCCACAACGUAUUUUCCUUGUGGUAUAUUUGUACAUACAGAGCUAUCAAUAUCAUCUGACUUUGGCUAUAACUGUAACGGUUAUCAGCGUCGGAGGACAGUAAAUUACACAAUAGUCAAUAUCAUUGUUGUUUGUGUUUGGUAUAUCGAACAAAUAUCGAUAUUCAAAAUAGGGAAUAUCCGGGCAGUAUUUCAUCGAACUAAAACAGUUGGUAUUGCCCAUCACCAGUAGUCUCUCGCUCUUCACAAAUCAGGUACUUGUUUCGUUACCGCUCAUUGGUUGCCACUUAACAUUCACCAAAGAGUAAGGUAAUUCUCCCCUGCCCUAAUUCUCCCGUGUACUUAAUAACGUAAAAUCAGAACAAAAAGCAAUCCAAUGUGGGAUUCCACAAGGAUCUAAUCUGGCGCCAUUGCUAUUUUCUAUAUACAUAAACGAUUUACCGAACUGCCUCGAACAUACUCGAGCAUCAAUGUUUGCAGACGACACAAAUUUGACGUGUUCUGGAGUGUCAAGUGCAGAAAUUGAAUACAAACUAAACUCCGACUUGUGUAAUUUAAGUAAAUGGCUCGAGGCCAACAAAUGAACAUUAAAUACUAAGAAAACUAAAUCUAUUCUGAUAGCCUCAAAACGAAAAUUAAACCAAAUCCCUGAAAACCUCCAAUACUAAUUAAUGAUACACUUAUUGUCAAACAGAAAGAGGUCUUGGGGAUAAUAAUUGACGAAGAAUUAAAAUGGAAGGGACACAUUAAUGCUCAAUGCAAGAAACUUUCGAGUGUUGUGGCUCUUCUAAGAAGAACUAAACCUUUUGUAUCACAAAAUGAAUUAGUUCGUAUGUACAACUCUUUAGUAAUCCCUUACUUUACAUAUUGUUCGACCGUCUGGAAUGACGGAAAUCGAACGAAUCUUGAAAAACUGUACAAGAUGCAAAAAAGGGCCGCUCCUGUCAUAACUAGUUCAAGGUCAAAAACAAUCUUUCGGAUUCUAGGAUGGGCUCCAAUUGAGUCUAUUCUUAGGAAAAGGGAAAUUUUAAAGACAUUCAAGGCUAUCCGUUGUAUUGCGCCGGAAUACGUCUCUAACAUGUUCUCUCAUCACCAAAAUAACAAUUACGAAAUGCGGAGUAACAUGCGCAAGCUUGUGUUAGGUAAGCCUAAAACUAAUUUUAUGAAAAGGUCCUUUUCAUACCAAGGAGCUUCUGCCUGGAACAACUUACCUAUUGACAUCGUCAAAGGGUACGAGCAACCAUCGACAAUUCAUUUUAAAAUUUUAAUCGACAAUUGUUUUUCUAUAGACUAAAUGACUGUUGAUAAUGCUCACAAGUAUUGCAACAUGACUUACCAAUAUUGUUUUAUUUAACAUGACUUAUUUGUGUAAAUAUCUAUUAAUAUUUUAUAGAUUUAUAUAAAACGAUCCCAAAAGCAGCAUUAGCUAAAAGGCUAUCGUUUCCAAAUAACUUUUAUAAAUAAAUUCCUGUAAUAGAUGCCAAUAUCACCAAAUUUAGGCUACUGUAUUACCAAAUUUAAUUAAUCCAGAGUUUGUUUGCUAGUAGUAGAACAUUUAGCUAGCGUGCGCAACGUGUCUUGUGAAAUAAAAACACUGAGUAAUGGCAAUUCCCCGUAUUCUUGAUCGAGUUCUUGACUCGAGUCAUGGCUCGAAUCCUGACUCGAACAAUAGUAUAUCUCGCUCAACUCGUCAAUCUUCGUCUUAGUGGGCAUUUACGACAUGCCGUCUUAAAAAGUGGAGAUAUACUAUUGAUUUGGUAAACAAUUGGAAAUUGAUUUGGUAAACAAUUUAAGUUCUCUCACUUCCCAUUUGCCAAACAUUCCUUAGGUUAUCGAUAAACAAUUCUUCAGAUUCAGUCAAAUUUCCGUAACCAUUUCGAAUUGCUGGUGAACGAAUAGUCUAAAUUUCCCCAGUUUAAAGAAAUUCCUUAAAAGUGAGAGUGCUGUCGAUAAAUUUCCAUCCAUCAAUAUCACCUGACGUCAUUUUUGGCUCGAGUCCUGAGUCGAGUCCUAGCUCGAAUCCUGGCUUGAUAAAUAGGUAUCUUCGAGUUGAGCUCAUUUUAGACAAUUCAACUUUAAUUCCCUCUUUCGAAUUGUCUAUGUUUCGUUUUUCAUGCAACGGUGGACGAAUGUGAUUUCGACCGGCAAUUUUUAUUUGACGAACAUGUGGCCAUUUUUCAUCGUUGUAAAAAAGGGUAUCAUUGAAAAGGUAAAUAACUGUUCUUUCGUCCUAUGUAAAAAUUGAAUUGUUUAGCCACAUUUAUUAUGCACAACAGCCUGUUGAAUUUCCAUAGCGUAUUUUUAGACACCCUGUAGAAUGGCUACUGUAUUAGAUAAUGUAUAUAAUUGGUAUUUUAGUUAAGGUUGUUUAGUGUAUACCGAAAUCGACUCAAUAUCAAUAAUUAAUGAAGAACCUUUUGUUUUCAGGUCCACAAAAUUUUGUGAUAGUCGCAAGAAGAACUGAAUUAAGAUUGAUCUCACUAGAUACAUUAGAUCGCACAGCAAUUCUAUUACCUAUACGUAAUAUGAAGCAUGUUAUUGUGAUUGAAUAUGAUCCUGUUGAGAGAUUUGUCUACUGGACUGAUCAAGAUCUACAUCUUAUCAAGAGAGCUAAACUUGAUGGGUCAGGCAAGUAAUUAAAUCAUUUCAAAAAACUUUUGAUCAAUGCAAUACAUGCAACUUUAUCAAAAACUACCUAGCUGCGCUAAGGAGAUUUUGUUUUGUGCUUCACAAUUCUGUAGCACACGAACAACAAGCUUGUCAAAAAAGGUUUUCCAUGGAAAGCUGGUUGAUCAUACACACAAGAAAGUGAACAUGGCAAGGAAAACUUGUUUCCUUGCCAUGUUUACUUUCUAAGAGAAUUGUUUGUACAGAGCUUAGCACUUAAUUUUUUGGGUGGACGCUUUAUCUGUUAAAAUAUAAAAUUUUACGCAUGUUUAUGUUGUAUGUACAGAAGAACAAGUUGUAGUUCAAGCUGAAGUGAAGUAUCCAGAGGGAAUUGCAUUGGAUUGGAUUGGACGUAAUCUCUACUGGAGUGAUACUGGUACUGACAGAAUUGAAGUCAGUCGUUUAAAUGGUACUUCAAGACGAGUGUUAGUGUCAGAGAACCUGAACGACCCUCGAUCCAUUGCCGUCGACCCUGGGGAGGGGUAA
This is a messenger RNA of Paramuricea clavata, 11079 nucleotides long. The record is from the annotation of a GenBank genome assembly. Lineage: Eukaryota; Metazoa; Cnidaria; Anthozoa; Malacalcyonacea; Plexauridae.